AUGGCUUCUCGUAGGGGUGUUGGACUCGGCGCCUUUGCAAACCGCUCCCAAGCCACACAAUCCUACGCAAACCAUGGCGCAAACCUACGCUCAACGCAUACUUCCUCGCUGCAGACCCAGCUCUCCGUAUUCCAGACCCUCCUUCACAACUUCGCCCUAGAACAUAGCUCAACGAUCAAGUCCAACCCAACGUUCCGCGCAGAGUUCGCCCGUAUGUGUAAUGCCAUCGGCGUCGACCCCCUUGCUGCUAGCAACGUAAAAGGCAAAAAUGGACGCAAGGCCCUGGGCGACAGCGCAUCCUUCUGGACGCAGAUUAUGGGCGGUGACAUGAAUGAUUUCUACUUCGAGGUUGCUGUCCGUGUGGUUGAGCUAUGCCGUGAGACGCGAAGUGAGAAUGGCGGUUUGCUUGGUGUUGAGGAGUGCCGGAAGCGCGUCGGCAAGGGCAAGGCCAUUGGAAGUGGACUUGAGGUUACGGACGAUGACGUCCUCCGUGCUGUUAAGUCACUUGAACCACUAGGCUCAGGCUUCUCUAUCAUCCUCGUCGGCAACAAGCAAUAUAUCCGCUCGAUACCCAAGGAGUUGAAUACCGACCAAUCCACUGUACUCGAAGUCAUACAGGUUCUGGGCUACGUCAGUGUCUCAAUGUUACAAAUCAAUCUAAAGUGGGAAAAGGCUCGCGCACAAACUGUCAUGGAUGAUCUUCUGGCAGAUGGACUAGUUUGGGUCGAUCUACAAUGUGCAGAGAAGGAAUACUGGUCGCCCCAGGGCCUCCUUGAAGAUGCUGAUGAGGGCUGA
Molecule: messenger RNA, 795 nt
Organism: Aspergillus mulundensis
Lineage: Eukaryota; Fungi; Ascomycota; Eurotiomycetes; Eurotiales; Aspergillaceae
Product: ESCRT-II subunit protein SNF8
Exons: 2
Coding region: 1-795 (264 amino acids)
Biological process (GO): protein transport to vacuole involved in ubiquitin-dependent protein catabolic process via the multivesicular body sorting pathway
Cellular component (GO): ESCRT II complex
Source: RefSeq, a predicted model, not a curated record